GGUUCAUCUGCUGUACAAGGACCCCUCUGUUAGCUCAGCUCCUGUGCCACAGCAGGUCAGAAACACCCACCAAUCCACGCUUUCCCCUCAUGCUUUUCCUGCCUGUAUCUGUUACCCCAGUGCUGCAUACCGAGAGCUGUAACCCUUUGCAGACCGAGCCCGUUUUUACUGCUAUGCAGAUCCCAGCACAAAGCCCGCUCCCGGUGCUGUUGCUAAGCUGCCAUAACGAUGCAGUAACGCUUUGUUUUGUGUUCCGGCAGCACACGUCGGUUCGCCCAGAUCUUCACCUGCACUAUGUGCAGGCCUGUCAAAAAUCGGGCCAGCCUGAAAACCCCUUCGUUGCUCAUGUGCUUCAAGAAGCUGACAAAAAUGAUGAAAUUAGAUGUACGAAAGGGAUCACAUUAAAAAUAGCUGGAAAUAAUCACCCAGUGCCUGUGCAGAGAGUUACAGAUGAUGAUCUUGGAGUUCUUGCCUCUGUCUUACGCCACGCUGCAUUUGUCAAAGGUUUGGAUCUUGCUUAUAAUGUAUUGACUGAUGCUGGAGCAAAGACCGUGGCAACAUUCCUCCAGGAGAACUCCUCUCUGCAGUACCUGAACCUCAUGUUUAAUGACGUUGGCACAAGUGGGGCAGAGCUGAUAGCAGGAGCACUUCAUAGGAAUAGAAGUCUUGUGCACAUGAGAAUGACUGGAAACAAAAUAGGAAACCAAGGUGGGAUGUUCUUUGCUUCAAUGCUGCAAAGUAACUCAACCUUGCAGAAGUUGGAUCUUGGAGACUGUGAUCUGGGCCUGAAGUGUCUGAUAGCAAUAGCCACAGCCCUGACUCAGAACAAAUCCCUCAGAGCAAUAAACCUAAAUCGUCCCUUACUGUACAGCCAAGAGGAAGAGACCACAGUCCAUAUAGCUAAGAUGUUGAAGGGCAACUCUUCUCUCGUGGAGCUGCACUUGAGCAAGCAUGAAAUGAAAAACUUUGGUGUAGAGCGACUGUGUGAGGCCCUGUAUGUAAACUCCAGCCUGAGAUACCUUGACCUCAGCUGUAAUAAAAUAACCUCCGAUGGUGUAAAAUUCUUGGGAGAGCUGCUAAAACGGAACCAAAGCCUGGUAAUCCUGGAUCUGAAUGCAAACAGAAUAGAAGAUGUUGGAGCCACAUACCUGAGUGAAGCCUUGACUGUGCACAACAGGACUCUGCAGGCGUUAGUAUCUGCACAGCUUCCCCAGGGACUGCAGGUGUAGGGAACCUGGACUUGGCAGUGGCAGAACUGGCAUCAAAGCUGUGUGUUUUGAUGUUGAUCAAAAUAGGAAAGUCAGGAAGUUCCAAAUAUUUUGGUCUAUUUUUCCUUCUUGGGGAAAGAAACCUGCGAGUGAGAGACUGGGUGGGAU
This is a messenger RNA of Manacus vitellinus (golden-collared manakin), 1376 nucleotides long. RefSeq names its product leucine rich repeat containing 34 (gene LRRC34). Gene Ontology annotation, molecular function: protein binding. The record is from RefSeq and is a predicted model, not a curated record. NCBI's taxonomy places the organism in Eukaryota, Metazoa, Chordata, Aves, Passeriformes, Pipridae. Bases 90 to 1229 code for a protein of 379 amino acids. The transcript is spliced from 8 exons.